AUGCUUCUCCUCGACUACCAGAACGUCCUCAUUGAGUCUCUGCUGAAGGACCGCUUUGCUGGAGGUGCUCCGGCAAACAUUGACCAGGUCGUCUCUGACUUCGAUGGCGUCACUUUCCACAUCUCGACCCCAGAAAGCAAGACCAAGAUAUUAGUGUCACUCAACAUCAAAUGCUACCAAGAGUUGGUCCAGUACGGUGCACAGUCGGUGCUGGAGCGCGAAUAUGGGCCGUACAUUGUCGAACCCGAGUCUGGCUAUGACUUCUCUGUACUAGUCGAUCUGGAGAAUCUGCCAGAAGGAGACGCGGAGAAGGAGGACUUGGUCAGGCGCAUCUCUCUGCUCAAGCGAAACGCCAUGGCGGCACCCUUUGAGCAGGCUUUCGACGAAUUCCAUCAAUUGCAGGAGGAGGCUUCGAAGUACACCUCCGAGUCGGCGCCGCAAGGUGUGGCAGAGGGUGGUGUCGUGCGUGCAAUCCACUAUCGUGACGAGGAGGCCAUCUAUGUCAAGGCCAGCCACGACCGCGUCACAGUCAUCUUCUCUACCGUCUUCCGUGAGGAGACGGACAGGAUCUUUGGCAAAGUCUUUCUACAAGAGUUUGUGGAUGCCCGGCGGAGAGCUAUCCAGAACGCACCACAAGUGUUGUUCAGACACGACCCACCACUAGAGCUGCAAGGCAUUCCUGGGGUUGACAAGUCUGGUUCUGCCGAUAUCGGAUACAUCACAUUUGUGCUCUUUCCUCGCCAUCUCACCAAGCAGAGACGAGAGGAGGUCAUCUCACACAUUCAGACCUUCCGAGACUACUUUCACUACCACAUCAAAGCCUCCAAAGCCUUCAUUCACUCUCGAAUGCGCAAGCGGACGGCAGACUUCCUGCAAAUACUACGUAGAGCCCAUCCAGAGACAGAGGAGAAAGAGCGCAAGACAGCUAGUGGACGUACAUUCAGGGUCCAGGCGUGA
Messenger RNA from Plenodomus lingam JN3, 957 nucleotides. It is a transcript of the gene ARC2, whose product is annotated as ARP2/3 actin-organizing complex subunit Arc34. Gene Ontology annotation, molecular function: structural constituent of cytoskeleton; actin filament binding. The record is from RefSeq and is a predicted model, not a curated record. Gene Ontology annotation, cellular component: Arp2/3 protein complex; actin cytoskeleton. Lineage: Eukaryota; Fungi; Ascomycota; Dothideomycetes; Pleosporales; Leptosphaeriaceae. Gene Ontology annotation, biological process: Arp2/3 complex-mediated actin nucleation; actin filament polymerization.